This is a messenger RNA of Acipenser ruthenus (sterlet), 2191 nucleotides long. RefSeq names its product regulatory factor X-associated protein-like. The transcript has 4 exons. NCBI's taxonomy places the organism in Eukaryota, Metazoa, Chordata, Actinopteri, Acipenseriformes, Acipenseridae. Gene Ontology annotation, cellular component: nucleus. Gene Ontology annotation, biological process: regulation of transcription by RNA polymerase II. Bases 306 to 1085 code for a protein of 259 amino acids. The record is from RefSeq and is a predicted model, not a curated record.
GUUGUAAUGAACAAGGAAAGUCAAGCAGGAUGUAUUUGUGUUUACUCUUUUGUGUAAGCACGGGAACGCUGUUUGGAUUUGAAACUUGUUUUUGUAUUUAAAAACGUCAAGUGUAAUACAAAAUAUUACAAUCUUAAAUUCAUAUAUAUCGAUAUUACUCUAGGCAGCUGAGCGAUAUCGUAGCCUUUUUGUAUUUCCAUUACACAAAUAAUGCAUAGUAUGUAGUAGUUUACAUACAUCCAUUUUGUUUGAACCUGGAAUACAUAUAUAUUUAGUAAUAACUGUUUACUUGUUUUAUUAACAGUAUGAGUGAAGAAGGUAAUACUAAAAACAUGAACACUGAAACAAACAUUUCGGUCGUAGUCACACAAGAUGUGAAUACGUAUUACGCUGGUAAUAGUACACCUAUUGAAACCAGGGCGAAUAUCACCACCCCUCAAGAACCUGAAAAUAUGGUGCUCUAUGAAAUUGGGGACGACCCCGGCGAAGAGAGCGAUGUUCUAGACACUUCCGACCCCAGAGACAGCACCGCAAGCCCCGAGGAGUUGAAUGACGACGAGGCUUUUGGUGACGAGACAGUGACCAAGCCUUGCACUUACGAGGGCUGCACAGAGACCACUACUCAAGUGGCCAAACAGAGAAAACCUUGGAUGUGCAAGAAACACAGAAAUAAAAUGUACAAGGACAAGUACAAGAAAAAGAAGAACGACCAGGCUAUAACCAGUACAGGCAAACUAGAUUGUGAAAGCCACAGUGAAGGAGUUGUCUUCUCCUUUGAACAGGAUAGUGCAGAUGAGAGGCCUGUUUCAGUUACUAAGCAACACCUUGGCACUAUAGGAGACCGCCCAGCAAGGCCGUCGCUAUUGGAGCAAGUAUUAAACCAAAAAAGGCUGAUUCACAGCCUGACCAAUGAUCCUUCAACAGUGGGGUUUUUAUCCAGAAAAUGUGACAGCAACUUUAAUGGUUCACAGGUGGAGGCCAAUGGUAAGUCAUUACUACGAAGUCCAGAGGUUAUGAGUUUCUUGCAGCAGCAACAGCGGUUACUAACUAACCAGGCACAAGGCCAGAGACAACAAGAGUUUUAAGAACGGCAGCUGUGACUGACAAGAGCUGUUAUACAUGACCGAGAACCACGUCUGAAACAUCUAUUUAUGCUGUUCUUGGCAGACAAUUUCCUGGAAAAUUAUGUGAAAAAGAUUGGACUUCUAUCACAGUUCUUCCAUCGAUGAACUGCAGUCUGAAUGCUGAUAUUGCUUAGAAUUUUGCAUCAUUUAAGAAGUGAAGCUUGAGACACUUAAGCAAUUCAUAUCGGUGCAACAGAGAAUACUACAUUUUCAUUUUCUAACCUAGUACUGUCUAGAUGUUUUAUGCAUGGUACUGUUUAUUCAUGUGAUGCCUUUUUUUGCAUAAAAUGUUUUAUUGUCCCCAAAAAAGUAAUGUGCAUACACCAUCCCCAUUCAAAACCACUUUAUAGCAUUUGUUCAGUCAGAACUGCUUGCUUAAAGAAGUAGAAAAUUGGAAUAAAUACAAAUAUGCUGGACCACACUGUGUUUGUGUUUUAAAAAUUGCUCAAUUAUAAGUGUCCAUUUUUAAACUAACUGUGCAGUACCACAGAGGGCACCAAUUCUGUAAAGAUAAAGAACUGAUAUAUAUAUUUAUAUUUUCAAAUCUCAAUUUUAGGGACAUCCCGCUGACAGCAGAGUUGCAACAUUAGUGGACAAACUUGUCUCAUUCAAGCAUGUCACUACCAGGGCCCUAUUCAAAUCUGUCCCAGAAGGAUAGAGCAUUUGUCAAUAUCGGUAUAAUCAACCUGGCCACAAUGUCUCAUUAGCAUAGCCACAAAAAAUAAAACAACAGGUUCUUUUGUAUGACAAUAAUUAUUUAAAUGUUAUAAUAUGCUGAAAACCUUUUAUCUAUUUCUAUCUAUUGUUUACAGUAUAAUUACAGUAUGGAUUCUAAAGAACACGUAAAAGGUUAUUGCCAGCAUGUUGUGAGAGAAGGCAUCACCAGGUAGACACAGAAGUUCAAACUAAUCAUAUGCAGUGUUCCUGACUAAUACUACAGAAAUGAACAGGUUCUGAUUAUAGACCAUACAUACUGCUCUGAGGGGUUUAAUACUUUGACUCAUGAAACCACCUAUAUGGCUACUGGUUGAGUUACUACUUGAAAUAACAUGUACUUGAUGGCAAAA